Messenger RNA from Symbiodinium necroappetens, 255 nucleotides. NCBI's taxonomy places the organism in Eukaryota, Dinophyceae, Suessiales, Symbiodiniaceae. The record is from the annotation of a GenBank genome assembly.
GAUGAGCUAUCUUUUCUCGGCAUGAAGAUCGGACGAGAUGACAACGGGAUCUACUUGCAUCAACAUGCCUGGAUUUCCACGGAGUUGAAGAAGCGUGGUUGGAGCACGAUUGGGGGUUGUGAUAACCUUCCUGAUGUAGAAGAGGGUAUGUGGAUGCCAAAGGAUCACACGGGUCAGUAUUAUGCUGACUUGAAGAUGUGUCAGAAGGAGCUGGAUGUCUACAGUGGGUGUGCCUGCGUAGCAGACCAGAUCUGA